UUAGCUUGAGAGAGAAGAACUAGCUAGACAGGCGACAACGGUGAGGAAGGCACCGUAGAGACGAGGACGACGGCGGCGAUGAGGUCCCUCUUCCUCCCGAUCGCUCUGGUGGUCCUGCUGGCCGGCGCCGCGGCGGCGCCGCGGGGCGCGGACGGCGAGUGCGGGGAGGCGCGGCCGGACCACCUGGCGCUGAAGCUGGCGCCGUGCGCGUCGGCGGUGGAGGACCCGGGGUCCGCGCCGCCGGCCAGCUGCUGCGCCGCGGUGCGCGACGUCGGGCGGCGGCACAGCCCCGGGUGCCUCUGCGCGCUGCUGCUGUCCGACACCGUGAGGCACUCCGGGGUGGACCUGGGCGCGGUCAUCACCAUCCCCAAGCGCUGCAACCUGGGCAGCCGCCCCGUCGGGUACAAGUGCGGCGAGUACACGCUGCCUGGCCUGCACGAGUGAUGGCAUAAUUAGGCUGCGCCACUGACGCUGCUGGUGUUCUACGGCCUACGAAUAAAAUGACACUAGCAGAGGAAUGAAGCAAGGAUUGUGACUUUACGCAUGGGACAAAACAGCAUGAUGAAAAGUUGAAAAUGGUGUGCUUGCAACUCAUGUUUGCGAUGAUGUCAGAGCGUGCUGAAAUGCUGCUCGGUUUGUAAAAGUAAUUAAGCACAUGCGAGCUAUAUUUGAGAGCUACAUCUUUGCAAUAAGUACGU
Molecule: messenger RNA, 698 nt
Organism: Panicum hallii
Lineage: Eukaryota; Viridiplantae; Streptophyta; Magnoliopsida; Poales; Poaceae
Product: non-specific lipid-transfer protein 3-like
Exons: 2
Coding region: 79-444 (121 amino acids)
Biological process (GO): systemic acquired resistance
Molecular function (GO): fatty acid binding
Source: RefSeq, a predicted model, not a curated record